CCCCAGAAAAACCGCGCGUUUAUUUCCAACCGGCCACGCCAUCUACCGGCGCGCUGACGUCACCGGGAGGCUGCGCGCGGUAUAUACGAGAUGCGCACAGGUGGAUCCUCAAUCCUUUCCGUGACUCGCGUGAGACCAGUGAACCGACCAUGCUACGAUUUGUGACACUUUGCGCGGUUGCGGUGGCGCUGUCAUCGGCAGCUCCCAACCCAGUCUCCAACGUGUUUGAGAUCGACAUCUCGCCCGAAGAGGCGGCGAAGUACCUGAGCAGCCCGCCGUUCACAGCGCCCCAGCUUUCGGGACGCACUGGCGUUCUCCCUCUGGUGAGAUGGAACGAUCCGAGGUUCCGCUCGGCGGAGGCUGGCCCUACUCUAGGCCACUACUGGAAAAAUGGCCGCGAGAUUGAGAAUACCGAUGACUAUGUUGAGGAGGUGUACGACGCGUCUCAAUUCCACGGACAAGACGGUCUCGGCGGCUACGCAUACGGCUACCAGGCGCCCGAGUCCUCGAAGGUGGAGAACCGAGCCAGAACCGGUGACGUCACUGGUUCCUACACCUACAAGGACGGCAACAAUGAACUCAUCAAGGUUCGCUACUGGGCUGACGGCGAAGGCUUCCACCAAGAAGACAACCUGCCGAAGGUAGAGCUGAAGCCUGUGGAGGAGGCUGCUGAUGUCCGCGAGGCUCGUCUGGCUCACGAGAAGGCCUGGCAGGAGGCCGCCGCUGCUGCCGCCCAGAACCCAGACCCUCAGGGCGCCUACAACAGCAACUACGACUACAACCAAGCUGCAUCCGAGCAGCAACAGAACGUAGUCGCCCCCCUUGCCGCCGCCCCCGCCCGCGAAGGCAAGGCUUUCGCGCAGGCGCAGAGCAGCUUCCAGUCCAACCAGUACAGCCAGCAGCAACAGCAUCAACAACAGCCGCAGAAAUAUGGCCAACAGCAACAGCAGGGUCAACAGCAAGAUGAGCCUGAGCCUACUGGCCCGCCACGUGGUUUCUUCUACAGUUUCAACUACCCAGUCUCCAUCAUUGUGCCUAAGAGCGGCCAGCAGCCCGGCGCUCUCAACCCUGGACAACCUCUGGACCAUGACACCGUUGGCGUCAGUGCCCAUGCCCACCAGGGCUAACCUUUAGCUUACUUUUGUAUCCUUUACCCGCUGCUAUUAAAAGAUUGGUCCGAAAAAUGGUCCCUGAGGUACACUAGAAAAAAAAGCUUUUAAAAA
Cydia amplana is the source of this 1223-nucleotide messenger RNA. RefSeq names its product RNA-binding protein EWS-like (gene Cpr67B). Bases 150 to 1127 code for a protein of 325 amino acids. NCBI's taxonomy places the organism in Eukaryota, Metazoa, Arthropoda, Insecta, Lepidoptera, Tortricidae. The record is from RefSeq and is a predicted model, not a curated record. The transcript has 7 exons.